CAUCAAAUGGGUUGGUUUUUUUACAACUGUUUUUAUUGGUCUUUUGACAAUAAAAGAUCUAUGGGAUUUGUUGGGUGAUUUACAUUUGCCUCCAAUAAGAUGGGCAAAACAUUUUCUUGCUCGAAUACUGUGUUUAUUGGUUAUUCCCGUCAUUUUGUAUAUGUUUGUCUUUGCGAUUCACUUUUCAAUACUUGAAAAUAGUGGUGAUGAUGCUAUAUCCAUGAGUCCUGAAUUCAGACAUACAUUAAAUGGACAUGGCAUGAAUGAUACGCCUAUAGAUGUUGGGUACGGGUCUACAAUUACUCUUCGGCAUUUCAAUACACGAGGUGGUUAUUUACAUUCCCAUAGGCAUCAUUAUCCCUCGGGUAGCAAACAACAACAGGUUACUUUAUAUCCGUUUAAAGAUGAAAAUAAUUUCUGGAUCAUCCAAAAAGAAAGUGAUCCUAAAAUACCGUUCGAAACUAUCAAUCCAUCCUGGAUUUAUCAUAAUGCAUUAAUUCGUCUCUCUCACGUUUUGACUGAAGGGUGGCUACAUAGUCAUGACAUCAGACCACUAGUGACAGAUUCUGACCAUCAAAACGAAGUUAGUGUUUAUGGGAGUAAAGGUCAUUCAGACAGCAACGAUUUAUGGCGUGUAGAAAUAGUGGAUCAUGACAAAUCUGAUCCAGAUUCUAAUAGGCGUUUACGUGCAAUCCACACAAAAUUCCGACUUUUUCACAUUAAUACCGGGUGUUAUCUUUUCUCUCAUAAUACUAAAUUACCAGAAUGGGGUUUUAGGCAACAAGAAGUUACCUGCGGAAAAGGUGCAACAUAUAUAAAUACUAUAUGGUAUAUAGAAACAAAUUCUCACCCAAAAUUAUCAAGCGACACCAAAAUGGUCAAUUAUAAAAAACUCGGAUUCUUUGGGAAAUUUAUUGAGCUUAAUAAAGUGAUGUGGACAAAUUUUAAAUCUAAUAGUCUUCACCCUUAUCUGUCCCAUCCUUUGUCAUGGAUAUUGUUGAAGCGCGGUAUCGGUUUUUGGGAUGAAGAACAUCAUCAAAUUUAUUUAAUUGGAAACCCACUUAUAUGGUGGACUUCUACGCUUAUCGUGUUUAUUUUUGUUGUUGAGAAAUUGAUUACAAUUUUAAGAGUAAAAAGAGGAUAUAUUGAUCGAUUUAGUGUUAAAGGAGAGCAUUUUGAACCAUGGUCCAAUGUGUUUCUCAUUGGAUGGUGUUUACAUUAUUUACCAUUUUAUUUAAUGUCUAAAGAAUUAUUUUUACAAUAUUAUUUUCCUUCAUUAUAUUUCGCGAUCCUUUUAAUUGGUGUAGGAUUUGAUUUAAUAACAGAUCGUUUUAAUCCUAAAAAUCGAACAAUUAUUGUUACAAUAUUUUUGAUAGCAAGCAUUUAUAUUUUUAUUUUAUUUUCACCUAUAGCUUACGGUAACACAUGGGAAAAAUCUAGUUGCGAUAAUUCAAAAUGGUUAAGCAGUUGGGAUUAUGAUUGUGAUCUUUACGUUGGUAGUCAUUUGACCAGGAACACUAAUACCACCGGUAUUGAAAUUACAAACCCAGAAUUUUCAGAUAUUAGGGCAUUUGAUAAACGGGCAGUUGAAGCUGAGGAUGAUGAAAAAGAGGAGCAAUGCCAACAAGAAGUACAAGGUUUAGAGGCGAACGUUGAGACAAAUAAAGAAAAACGAUGUUUUCCCAGAAUGGCACAUCCCAAGGAUUUUAGGGCAUUUUUAAGUGCAACGAUAUAG
Molecule: messenger RNA, 1735 nt
Organism: Dentiscutata heterogama
Lineage: Eukaryota; Fungi; Glomeromycota; Glomeromycetes; Diversisporales; Gigasporaceae
Source: the annotation of a GenBank genome assembly